AUGGCUACCACCUACCCUGCACAGGAUCGGGUAGUUGCUUUGGUGGACAUGGACUGUUUCUUUGUUCAAGUGGAGCAACGGCAAAAUCCUCAUUUGAGGAAUAAACCUUGUGCGGUUGUACAGUACAAAUCGUGGAAGGGUGGUGGAAUAAUUGCAGUGAGUUAUGAAGCUCGUGCUUUCGGGGUCACUAGAAACAUGUGGGCAGAUGAUGCUAAGAAGUUAUGCCCAGAUCUUCUUCUGGCACAAGUUCGUGAGUCCCGUGGGAAAGCUAACCUCACCAAGUACCGGGAAGCCAGUGUUGAAGUGAUGAAGGUCAUGUCUCGUUUUGCUGUGAUUGAACGUGCCAGCAUCGAUGAGGCUUAUAUAGAUCUGACAAGUGCUGUACAAGAGAGACUACAAAAGCUACAAGGUCAGCCUAUCUCAGCAGACUUGUUGCCAACCACCUACAUUGAAGGGUUGCCCCAAGGCCCUGCAACAGCAGAAGGGACUGUUCAGAAAGAGGAGAUACGAAAACAAGGCUUAUGUCAGUGGCUUGAUUCUCUUCAGAUUGAUAACACUGCCUCUGCAGACCUGCAGCUCACCGUGGGAGCCAUGAUCGUGGAGGAAAUGAGAGCAGCCAUAGAAAGGCAGACAGGUUUUCAGUGUUCAGCUGGAAUUUCACACAAUAAGGUCCUGGCAAAACUGGCUUGUGGACUAAACAAGCCCAACCGCCAGACCCUGGUCUCACAUGGCUCAGUCCCACAGCUUUUCAGCCAAAUGCCUAUUAGCAAAAUCCGUAAUCUUGGAGGAAAGCUAGGGGCCUCUGUCAUUGAAAUCCUGGGGAUAGAAUAUAUGGGUGAACUGACCCAGUUCACUGAAUCCCAGCUCCAGAGUCAUUUUGGAGAGAAGAAUGGGUCUUGGCUAUAUGCCAUGUGCCGAGGGAUUGAACAUGACCCAGUUAAACCCAGGCAACUACCUAAAACUAUUGGUUGUAGUAAGAACUUCCCAGGAAAAACGGCUCUGGCGACUCGGGAACAGGUACAGUGGUGGCUUUUGCAGUUAGCCCAUGAACUAGAGGAGAGACUGACCAAGGACCGGAAUGAUAAUGAUAGGGUGGCCACCCAGCUGACUGUGAGCAUUCGUGUACAAGGAGACAAACGUCUCAGCAGCCUGCGCCGCUGUUGUGCCCUCACCCGCUAUGAUGCUCACAAGAUGAGCCAUGAUGCAUUUGCUGUCAUUAGGAACUGUAAUACUUCUGGAACCCAAACUGAAUGGUCCCCUCCCCUCACAAUGCUUUUCCUCUGUGCUACCAAAUUCUCUGCCUCUGCUCCUUCAUCUUGCACAGACAUCACCGUCUUCUUGAACAGUGACUCAAGUUCUCUGCCAAAGGUGCCAGUUACCAGUUCAGAAGCUAAGACCCAGGGAAGUGGCCCAUCAGUGACAGCCACCAAGAAAGCAACCAGUUCUCUGGAAUCAUUCUUCCAAAAAGCUGCAGAAAAGCACAAAGUCAAAGAAGCUUCACUUUCCUCUCUUACUGCCACUACCCAGGCUCCCAUCCAAACCAGUUCACCAUCCAAACCCUCAUUUCCUUUCCAAACCAGUCAUACUAAAGGAAUUGAGCCCUUUUUUAAGAAGAAAAGUUUAGAAGCCCUAAGGCAGAAACAGCUUAAUAAUUCUUCAGUUUCCUUUCCUCCACAAAAGUCAUGGUCCAGUUCUAAAGAAUUAAGAAACCAUUUUCUGACAGAGAAUCCAGAAUGUGCCCGUACUUGUGAAAAAGUGCUGAAACCAGAAUCCUCUAAAGCAACUCCUGCAGAGAUGGCUGUGGACCAGAGCAGCCCAGGCAGUCUUGCUUCUUCAGCCUCCAAGUCAGCUUUGGGUGUGGCUCAAAAGGCAGCUACUACGCCAAGUCUUUUGGAUGCUGAAGACCAAGUGUCCUGUGAAAAGUGUGGCUCCUUGGUACCAGUGUGGGAGAUGCCAGAACAUAUGGACUAUCAUUUUGCAUUGGAGUUGCAGAAAUCCUUUUUUCAGCCCCAUUCCCCAAGCCCCCGGGUUGUUCCUGCCCUAUCUCCUCAAGGCAAAAGAAAUCCCAAGAGCCCUUUGGCCUCCGGUAACAAACGGCCUAGGCCGGAGGGCAUGCAGACACUGGAAUCAUUUUUUAAGCCAUUAACACACUAG
Orycteropus afer afer is the source of this 2154-nucleotide messenger RNA. It is a transcript of the gene POLH, whose product is annotated as DNA polymerase eta. The record is from RefSeq and is a predicted model, not a curated record. The transcript has 10 exons. The coding region runs from base 1 to 2154 and encodes 717 amino acids. Lineage: Eukaryota; Metazoa; Chordata; Mammalia; Tubulidentata; Orycteropodidae. Gene Ontology annotation, biological process: error-prone translesion synthesis; response to radiation. Gene Ontology annotation, molecular function: damaged DNA binding; DNA-directed DNA polymerase activity. Gene Ontology annotation, cellular component: replication fork; nucleus; site of double-strand break.